AAUUUGGGCGUGUAGCAGACCUCGCAUUGCCCAGGCAUGAAUCACAGCUGUAUUAGUGCAGUUAAAAGUGCUCUCUCAAGCUGCAUUAAGCGGUUAUCAUCUGAGAUCACUGCACACUCUGCACAAAUUCAGCCAUGUCUAAGCUGGAGAAAGCCAUUGUGUCAAUAGUGGAAGUGUUUGAGGAGUAUGCCGGGACAGAUGACAAAAAGAGAGAGCUGAGUGGUGCAGAGCUCAGCGAGCUGCUAAAGAGCCAAUUGAGCAGCCCUGAUUUCAAGGAUAAGAUAGACAAAGACGACAUCACAGAAGCCCUGGACAAAAUCGACAAGAACCAUGAUGGCCAGGUGAACUUCCGCGAGUUCAGUCAGUGCGUGGCACUUCUUGCCAGGGGCUACUUCAGGAAGAAGCAUGGCAAGGGAAAGGGCAAAGACAAGGGCAACCAAUAAAGACCUUCAUACAUGCUCUUAUUAUGACGUUAGUAUAAGUAUUAGGGUCAGUAGAAGCUUUGUGAUGUACACCUGCUCAGCGCUUCCUGUAGUUAAUACACAUGCAAGGCAUGUUCAGCCCCACUCAUGGUCUAAAGUAGAUACAUCUUAGUAAAUAUAAUAAAGCAUAAACAAACA
Colossoma macropomum (tambaqui) is the source of this 620-nucleotide messenger RNA. RefSeq names its product protein S100-B-like. The record is from RefSeq and is a predicted model, not a curated record. Bases 135 to 443 code for a protein of 102 amino acids. Gene Ontology annotation, molecular function: calcium ion binding; transition metal ion binding. The transcript is spliced from 3 exons. NCBI's taxonomy places the organism in Eukaryota, Metazoa, Chordata, Actinopteri, Characiformes, Serrasalmidae.